GACAGGCUACACUUCCUACUCGUUUAGGUGGUCUCGGUCUACGUGAGGCUCACAGAUCUUCCUCUGCAGCCUUUGUCGGUAGUUGCAACUCCUCUCGGACUUUGUCUCUCCGCCUGCUCUUCACUCCUUCAAUGCCAUUUUCUCCACCUGAUGGGUCAGAUAGUAUGUCUCCUACUUCCGUUUUCCCUGGCGAAUUGGAAUGUCGGCAGUGUUUGGCGGAUCUUUUACCACCUAAUAGUACGGCGCUAUCUGUUAAUUCCACGCAACAUUCAAUUCAACGAGCUUUAGAUGACGCUUUGAAAUCCAGCGUUAGGUCGUCUCUUUGUAGUUUGCGAGAACAAGCGCGUUUUAAUGCUGUCACAUUUUCUCAUGUGGGGGCUUGGUUGAGGGCAAUCCCUAACCCAAAUCUCAGCCUGGCCAUGUCCCCGCGUGAAUUCGUGACUGCUUUGCGUUUGCGCUUAGGAGUUCCAGUGUUUUCACCUCCCCCACGUUCAAUUCGCUGUGUCUGUGGCCAUAUUUUAGAUGUCUUUGGUGACCACGCACUUGGCUGUAGCAGCUCUCUGCGAAUCAGACGACAUGACGCCUUAUGUGACACCGUCUAUCACUGGUUGCUUGUGGAUAAUUCUGGGGUACGAAGAGAGCAGCGGUGUUCUUCUCAAUCCAUGGACAGACCAGGUGAUGUUUUUCAUCCCGACUUCUCUAACGGAAAGGCUGCUUAUUUUGAUAUCUCAGUGCGAAAUUCAUUUUCUCCCUCACAUGUCAUCAAUGCAGCUGUAAAGGCUGGUGCUGCAGCUCAAGCUGGGGAAAUGGAGAAAGACGAACGCCACGACUCAAAUGUUUCCUCAUAUGGUUGCUUGUUCUAUCCUUUGGUUGUUGAGUCAUAUGGAGUCUGGUCAGAACAUAGUCUUGAACUGCUGAAGUCUAUUGCCAAGAAGUCUACUCUGUCUACAGCCAACGUCUGA
This is a messenger RNA of Corticium candelabrum, 962 nucleotides long. RefSeq lists its product as uncharacterized. The record is from RefSeq and is a predicted model, not a curated record. Lineage: Eukaryota; Metazoa; Porifera; Homoscleromorpha; Homosclerophorida; Plakinidae. The transcript is spliced from 2 exons. Bases 132 to 962 code for a protein of 276 amino acids.